Osmia lignaria (orchard mason bee) is the source of this 1987-nucleotide messenger RNA. It is a transcript of the gene Inx7, whose product is annotated as innexin 7. Gene Ontology annotation, cellular component: gap junction; plasma membrane. Gene Ontology annotation, molecular function: gap junction channel activity. The record is from RefSeq and is a predicted model, not a curated record. Lineage: Eukaryota; Metazoa; Arthropoda; Insecta; Hymenoptera; Megachilidae. Gene Ontology annotation, biological process: phototransduction.
ACAGAAUUCAGUAUGUAUUCGAUCAACAAUCUAUCCAUCAAUAUCGCGGAAAGUAUUCGGUGCGUUGUGUUCAUUUGUAAAAAUAAAAGUGGUCCAGCGGAGUCUGAGCGUGCCGGCAGUGAAGCGGUUAAGCCUGAGUGUCCCGGAAGCAGUCCGGGAGAGCCUGAGCGUUUCGUGGAGAACCCAAGACCGUCGCAUCCUGUGAAAACCAACUAGACGAUUAAUAAUAGAUUCUUCAAGAUGAGCACUGUUUUAGCUACGUUUGCGGUUCUCAAGGACCAUGUUAAAUUAAAGGUCACACAGGACUAUGUGGCCAUCGACAGCAUGAUUUUCAAGUUACACUACAGGGUCACGUUUCUGAUACUGUUGGUUGCCACGCUUCUGGUGACAGCUAGACAAUUCAUUGGAGAACACAUCAGGUGCAUUGGAGGUGCUGGGAUGAGCGAUGAUCAGGUCAAAGUGAUCAACACUUUCUGUUUCUUCACAUCCACCUAUACUGUGGUGAAACACAUGAACGCCACAGCGGUUGGACUGGGCGAAGUUGCACACCCUGGCGUGGGACCAGCCAGCAGAGACGAUCCCGUGGUGCACCAUGCCUACUACCAAUGGGUGCCCUUCGUUCUCUUCAUACAGGCGAUCUGCUUUUACGCGCCUCACUACCUGUGGAGGAAUGUUGAAGGAGGUCGGCUGAAAACGUUGGUGUCUGGUUUGCACAUGGCGUCCUUGGCUCUGCGCGAGAAGUCUUUUAAAACUGAUAAUGGCAUUUCGGUUCUCUCCACGAGCGAACGUGACGAUAAAAUACGACAGAUUCGUGUCGCUUUCUUAAACCGUGUCCAUUUGAAUCGACCGUGGGCGUACUACCUGGGCCUCUGCGAGGUUCUCAAUUUUAUAAAUGUCCUGGUGCAAAUUUACGUGACCGAUUGGUUCCUUGGUGGAGCUUUCCUUGGACUUGGUCAGGCAGUAGCCGCGGGCAGUGCUAAUGGAGAAAUGGAUCCUUUGGACGUUGUAUUUCCCAAGGUGACCAAAUGUGUCUUCCACAAGUAUGGUGCUUCGGGAACCAUCCAGAACCACGACGCGUUGUGCGUGAUGGCGCUGAACAUCGUUAACGAGAAAAUCUAUCUGUUCCUCUGGUAUUGGUUCAUCAUUCUUGCGGUGCUAACCGGUUUAGGUUUGCUUUGGAGAAUACUGACUAUGCUGCUGCAUGCCAGGAGUACCCUGUUCAACAAAAUGGUGUUCAGUAUGGCCUGUCCAGGGAGAUUCUCACCAUGGAACGUACUAACAGUCACUAACGAAUGUCAUUAUGGAGACUGGCUGUUUCUUUAUUAUAUAGCUAAGAACUUAGAUAAUUAUGUGUUCAAAGAACUUCUACAAAAAUUAGCUGAGGAUCUGCAAGAAAGACGAACUCUAAAACAGAAUCCCCCUCAAGAGGAGCAACCGUUAACUCAUUGAAUAUCACUGGUUCAAGGCUUUCAAUCGAGCAUGCCUAAGCUUCGACCAAAGAACAUUUUGUCUUCUACAGACAAUGUUUUAUACUGGUAUAUAUAAUACCAUACAAUCGACUAGAUCCAUUUUGUAAUUAAUUUUUCAAUUGUAAUACUGAAAUAAUUUUUGCGGUCAUUUCUUAAUCUUUUUUCUUUUUUUAAAUCAGUCAUAAAUGACAAUCAAUUUUUAAUUGUAAGAUAUUAUUAUCGAACAUAGUAUUUAUUGUAUUUAUUUCGUAGAAAUAUUACCUAAAGUAUGACAUAAAGUUAAAAUUCCAUAGAAGUGGUACUGCUGUUUCAUAUCCGACGGUCUUUUGAUAACAUUUCAUAUCACUGGCGGUGAUAAUAGUGAUCCAACUGAAAGUGUAGAGAUUUUUCGAAAUCUUCUCUUUCCUGUAAUGUAAAUAACGAUUGUAUAGUACUUUUUUUAACUGAAUGUCAAAUUACACUGUUGGUUAAAUAAAAGUAUAACACAACUUGACAAAUUCAAGUGUGCACAAAGUAAA